CCAAACAGGAGGAUGGGGGCCUUUUAAAAAUUUUUAAAAGGUGUGGCCAAGUAUUUUAAUCCAAUCUGGCCACCAAUUUUUCAGUUUAAAGUCGGCGCUUACUUUAUGUUGACAGUUUCUUAAGAUUAGUAAGAAAUACACAGAAAGUGUGUCUUAUUUGACAAAGAAAUGUGUGAAGAAAUGCAAGUCCACCACGGGCCACCAUAGAUAGGCAACCUCCACACAGUUCUAAUUGGGCAACGAACUUAGUUGGGAUAAUAAGCAUGCACGUUGGGGGCAGUAUUCUUGCUAAACACGCUGAAAGUGUGACAACAACCGCGAUACUCGGAUAGAAUCCACAAUUUGUAACUGAUUUCAAGCUUGAAAUGCUUAAUUUUGGAGGGUUUGUGCAACGUUUAUGAGUUUACGUUCAACCAUGGAUGCCGAUAGCAGCCGGCGGUCCAUUGCAUCGCAAUACUUUAUGGAUGAGGAGUCUUCGUCAUUAGCCGAGGGAAUCAAUGUCUCAGAUCGAGUGAUUGAGUUGAUAAAUCAGGCGCAUUUGAUGACAAAAGAUGCUCAGAAGAUCGCUCAUCUCAAACAUGUACAAGAGCUGAUUGUACACAAGGAUCCUACUCUCUUGGAUAAUUUCCUUGAUGAAGUUCUACAGUUCCAACUUGAUAAAUCAGCUGAUGUCAGAAAGUUUGUUAUUGGAUUUAUAGAAGAGGCAUGCAAGAAGGACAACGAUAUGUUAUGCAGUGUGGUUCCACAUCUGAACUCUAUGUUGGGAGAUUCGGCGCAGUAUGUUGCAGUUAUAAAGAAGAUUAUCUUGUGCAGUAUGCAACUGUAUAAGGUUGCUAUGAAGUGGUUGGUGAAUGCCAGGACGUUUGGCGAGGAGAUGGAGGCUGUCUGGGAUCUCAUCCAAGAAAUCAAAGGGAAGGUCUUCAUCAUGUUGGAUUCUGAGAAUGAUGGAAUAAGAACCCAUUCUGUCAAGUACAUGGAGUCACUAGUGUUGGUGGAGUCGGCCAGAGUCCCAGCCUCUGAGUUACCAAAGAAAGUAGAAGCAGAUAUCUCUUUAGAUCAGAUUCCGGACGAUCAUGGUCUACUAAAGCGUGAUGAGCUUGAGAAAGAUGGCCUAGUUGGAUUUGAUUUACUGCUGAGUCUUCUUGCUUCUCCAAGUAUUACCAGCGUCAACUUGAUGGCCUGUAUGGGCUCUCUUACUUCCAUUGCUAAGCAACGGCCACAGUUCAUGCCGAGAGUGAUUCAAGCAUUUGAGACACUUCAUGUCAAUUUACCACCAACGCUGGCUAAAUCACAAGUCAGCAGUGUUCGGAAACAUUUAAAGAUGCAACUGUUGACAGUGCUGCAUCACCCAUCUUCAUUUACUCUACAUUCCAAUAUCUCAACGUUGCUGACAGACUUAGGAGCGUCGGAUUCAGAGAUUGCGAAACACAUGCCAAAGAUACGGGAGAGCUCCAAGCGCCCUCGACCCACAGAUGAUGAAGCAACUGCAAGUUCUAGCAAGAAAACAAAAACUACUAUCGUCAAGACUAUCCAGCAAGUCAUGGACGAAGAUGAAAUGGGACGAGAGACUCCACUCCAUCCAUCCAUGCUCCCUUCAAUACCGAGUACCAGUAAAGCCGGUGUCCAGGCAGCCACUAAGAUCUCCGUUGUAGAUGUACUGGCCGAGGAGCUGACGCCAUUGCUGCAGAACGUCGAGAAUAUUGCUAACCUUGUUCUCAUAAGCAUGGUAACGCUCCCAGAGAACAUGCCACCCCAGUUCCAGGCUACCUACACCCCCAUUGCGGCCGCUGGAACAGACAGCCAGAUAGGCCACUUGGCACGCAUGCUGAGCAGUCAGAUUGCUGCUGCGGGAAUCAAACCAAGCAAUUUCAAUGAGGAGGACGCUGAUGCUGCGGACAAAGAAAACAAGAGCAAGAACCAGAAGCCGACUGGUAUCCCAGUGCUAGGAGUGACGGAAGAGGAAGGUCGGAAGAAGCCAGGUCUUCCUUUCCAAGCUCCUCAAGGCGUUCCUAAACCCAGGGCUAGAAUGAAGCAGUUCAAGUUGAAUGAUGUCACAGUGCCCCUGGAACCCAUAGUGGCCAAUCAGUUGGUCAGCGGAGCACUCUCAAGAAUUAUAGACUGUGAAAAGCUGUGUCUGCAGGGAGGUGCACCCCAGGCUAGGAUCAAGAUUCUUGUGGGCCUUGUCACUCAGUUUGGUGGUGAUCUCUUUCCAAUGCUUAAGACCCACGUUCUUGAGGACCUUCGAGCCCACUCUGAGCUUGCCUUUGCUUGGCUGUAUCAAGAGUACUCCAACUACCAGGGUUACAUGCCACGCUUCCUGGAACAAGAAGUCACUAUGAAUCGAUAUGACAAGCUUCUAUGCGCCAUGUUAAUGACGCUGCUGGAGAGACCGGACCAGCGAGAUGGGUUGUUCACUCGCCUAGUAAUGGAAGCUCCAUUAAUUACAGAGAGAGCCCUGAAAGUCAUUCGAAAGUUUUGUGAAGAUGAGACGCAUUUUUUCACCGGUAUGCACGCUCUGCGUGAGCUGAUACUGAAGCGACCUGCGGAUAUUAAGCGCUACUUGAUGGAGCUUCUUGACUUGACCUUUCAUGAGCGCACCGAGGUCAGGUCACAGGCCACACAGUACGUCAAAAGACUGUAUGAGAGACAGGAUCUCAAGGAAACCAUUGAGAGCUUUGCCAGUAAAUGUCUGCAACUCCUACUGACUGAGUUACCGAGUGCAGCCCUUGUCAAACGUACCUCUGAGAACCCCGAGUCAGAGGAAGUAGGCACUGCCUGGGCUGAGCCAUCCAUCAAGCUAUGUCUGUAUCUCUACCUAGCCCUGUUGCCUAGCAAUCAUAAACUUAUCCAUGGGCUUGCUACAGUGUAUGUUAGCACCUCAGCUCUUAUCAAGAGAACAGUGCUUCGAGUUCUUGAAGCCCCGGUACGAGGGAUGGGUAUGUCAUCCCCAGAGCUCCUUCUCCUGGUUGAGAAUUGCCCCAAAGGAGCGGAAACACUCGUCACUAGAAUGCUUCAUAUUCUCACAGAUAAAGCCCCACCGUCUCAGGAUCUUGUGAAGCGAGUCCGAGAUCUCUACCUCAAGAGAGUGUCUGACGUCCGCUUCCUCAUCCCAGUCCUAAUUGGAUUAGAAAAGAAAGAGGUGAUAGCUGCCCUGCCUAAGUUGAUCAAACUGAACCCCAUCGUAGUGAAGGAGGUAUUCCAUCGUCUACUGAUGAGCCACCAGGGGGAUAACAGUGCCGGUCAGAGCCCACUGACACCAGCCGAACUUCUCAUUGCGCUGCACAACAUUGAUACAGCCAAGUGUGAUAUUAAAUCCAUCAUUAAAGCCACCAGCUUGUGUUUCAAUGAGAAGGCCAUCUACACCCAGGAGGUCCUAGCUGUGGUCAUGCAGCAACUGAUGGAACAGACCACCAUUCCAACUCUACUGAUGCGGACAGUCAUUCAAUCCCUGGGUAUGUACCCGAGGUUAAGUGGCUUCGUCAUGAACAUCCUACAACGACUCAUCGUCAAACAGGUCUGGAAAUUCCCCAAGGUGUGGGAAGGAUUCGUCAAAUGUUGCGAGCGCACAAAACCGCAGUCUUUCCAGGUGCUUCUACAGCUCUCUGUGGAACAGCUCAAGAAUGUAUUUGAGAUGAGUCCAGACAUGAGGAUACCAAUGUUACAACAUGUCCAAACCUUCACUCCACAUCAGCAAAAGCAUAUUCCACUCCCGAUCAUGACCGUCUUGGAAACAGAUCCUUUUGCAGAGAAAAAGCAGAAGGAAGAGGAUGAAAAGAACAAGCGGGAGGAUGAAAUAAAAGCCAAGAAGGAGAAAGAGGCAAAAGACAAGGAGCAGGCACGACUUUACCAACAGAAGCUGAAGGAAGAGAGGAUGAAGCAGGAGAAACUAAAACGGGAAGAGGCAGAGAAAGCCGCCAAGGAAAGAGCGGAGAAAAUGAGAGCACAAAAGGAGGUCGCCGCGAAGGCUGCUGAGAAAGUAGCGUUGGAAGCCAAAGCGAAGAAAGAAGCUGAAGAGCAGAAGAAAAAGGAAGAGGCGGAUAAAAUUGCCCAGGAGUGGAAAGAGAAGCAGAAGAUCUGGCAGGAAGCAAAAAUGAAGGCUGCGAGAGAGGCAGGACAGAGAGCUGCCGAGGAGGCAAAAAAGAAGCGAGAGCAGAGAGCGGCAGCGAUGAAGGCUGCUCAGGAAGAGAAGGAGAAGAAAAACCAGUUGGAGCAGGAAAAGUCCAAGAAACUAGAAGAACAGCGUAAGGAGGAGCUUGAAAAGAAAAGGAAAGAGGAAGAUGCGAAGAAACUGGAAGACAAGAAACAGGAAGAAAAGAAACAGGAAGAAAAGAAACAGGAAGAAAAGAAACAGGAAGAAAAGAAACAGGAAGAAAAGAAACAGGAAGAAGCUUUGAAGAAAGCGAUGGAAGAACGGAAACAAAAGGAGGAGCAGGUAAAGAAGGCAGAGGAGGAAAAGAAACGAGCAGAUGAGUUGAGGAAACAAGAGCAGGAAAGGAAAAAACAAGAAGAGUUAAAAAACAAAGAAGAGCAAGAACUAAAGAAAAAAGAGGCAGAGGCAGUCAAGGAGGAGGAGGACAUGCAGCAAGAAAGUCCAGAAGGGGAUGAACCGACAGUUGAAGAAGACGAAGAUCAAGCUUCAGAAGAUGAGGAAGAUGACAAAGAAGAAGAAAUGGAUGAAGGUCAGUCGUCUGAUCUGUUAGGAGCAGCCGAUUCUGAGAGCAUGGAUACUGAAGAUGGAACGCCAAGUGAGAUGCAGGCACAGAUUGGAAGGGGUAGAGGGAGGGGUGGGCGUGGACGAGGGAGGGGCGCCAAGAAAUUACAGUCGCCCGCACCAGCUCCUGGAACUAGGAAAAGCACAAGACUUAAGAAGUAACAUUUGAAGCAGGAUAUGUUGAAAGGCAGUUUUCUCGCAUAAAGAGCUACAUCUUUUGUAUAUCUUCAAACAUCAAUUGCUCUCUUUCUCUUCAGAGAAUAUGUUUUGACAUAGCUGUAGCAGACUUUCAUGGUUUGUGAUACAGAACCAUCAUUUUGUAUAUUUUAUUCAGUCUUGUGAUGAAGCUUGGCUGCUUCACAGGGUAUGGUUUAAUCCUGGAAGGCGUCGUGUUGACCUUAAACUUCUUACCUUUGGUAUUUCAACUUCUGCUUCAAUCCUGGAAAUAUUGUAUUUUUCUAGCCGAGAUACUCUCAUGACUUUGUGCUAAACCAUCCAAGUCUAUAGUCGAAAGUCUAUCAGAGCCAAAUUAUGUUGUCAGAAAUUGAAACUGCAGAAAUUGAAGACUAGUUAACUGCUUUUGUGGCAAUGGCUCCAUUUAAAUGGGGCAGUAGUCGGAAGCCAGCAAUAUUGCUCUGCAACGCUCAUUGACUUGUCUACAAGUCUAAACUUAUUCAGGAAUAUAAACUUUUAUUUUAACAUAGAAUUAGUGUUUUCCUUCAUGGUACAAUAAGAUGAAAGUUUAUGCGCCUUAAAAUUUGUCAUGCGCCCUAGGUAUGAGAUGAACUGUUUUUGUUUUUGUUUAUUGUCGACAAUAAAUAUUGGAUGUACAUAACAAUGAUAUUUUA
Asterias rubens (European starfish) is the source of this 5559-nucleotide messenger RNA. Its product is annotated as symplekin-like. The transcript is spliced from 27 exons. Gene Ontology annotation, cellular component: mRNA cleavage and polyadenylation specificity factor complex. NCBI's taxonomy places the organism in Eukaryota, Metazoa, Echinodermata, Asteroidea, Forcipulatida, Asteriidae. Bases 398 to 4873 code for a protein of 1491 amino acids. The record is from RefSeq and is a predicted model, not a curated record.